Naegleria gruberi is the source of this 643-nucleotide messenger RNA. Its product is annotated as rho family small GTPase. Gene Ontology annotation, biological process: small GTPase-mediated signal transduction. NCBI's taxonomy places the organism in Eukaryota, Heterolobosea, Eutetramitea, Acrasida, Naegleriidae. Gene Ontology annotation, molecular function: GTPase activity; GTP binding. The transcript is spliced from 5 exons. The record is from RefSeq and is a predicted model, not a curated record. The coding region runs from base 15 to 623 and encodes 202 amino acids.
AUCAGAUCAAAACAAUGCCAAGUAACGAGACAGAAAUCAAAUGUGUUGUUGUUGGAGACGGAGCUGUUGGUAAAACAUGUCUUGUUAAAGUUUAUGUCGACAAUAAAUUUCCAGAAGGAUAUGUUCCAACUGUAUUCGAAAAUACAUACCUCAUUAAGGAGUAUAGAGGACUGAGAGUAAAUUUAGGAAUUUGGGAUACAGAUCGAUUGAGACCUCUAUCGUAUCCAGGAGCUAAUAUAAUUGUAUUAUGUUUGAGUAUAGUUGGUAUCAAACCAUUCGAUAAUAUCAAUUACAAAUGGUUACCUGAAGUUCGUCAUCAUUGCCCAAAUAUUCCAUAUGUUAUAGCAGCAACAAAAUCAGAUCUUCGAGAAGACCCACAAUCUUUAAAGGAAUUAUCAAAUAAGGGUUUACAACCAGUUACAACAGAGCAAGUUAAGGAAUUUUCAGAUGAAAUUAAGGCGUUUGGAUACCAAGAAUGCUCAAGCAGAUUGAAUAAGGGUGUAAAUGAACUCUUUGAAUUAGUAAUGAAAGCUGUACUAUUUCCAAAUGAAGGGGCCAACUCAAAAGCUUCAUCUUCAGCUUCAUCUGCAGACGCAAAGAAGAAGAAUUGUCUUUUAAUGUAAAAAGUUGUAGUUUAUGUUAU